AAUAUAAGAGCGAAGAAGACGUAGAAACAGAAGAAGAAGUUUGAAGCAUCGCACCGUGUGUGGUGUUUUAACUUCCAGGAGAAAAUAUUAAUGGUUAUUCCAUAAUAUCAGAGGUGACCGAGAAAGAAACGGAAGUGCUUCACGUUCAACCACCAUGAAGCUCAACAUCGAGGGUCUGUUGGUGUAUUUUCCUUAUGACUACAUCUAUCCUGAGCAGUACUCCUACAUGCUGGAGCUGAAGAGGACCCUGGAUGCCAAGGGACAUGGAGUAUUGGAGAUGCCAUCAGGAACAGGGAAGACCAUCUCUCUGCUGUCUCUCAUUGUUGCCUAUCAAAGAGCAUUUCCUUUAGAAGUGACCAAGUUAAUAUACUGCUCUAGGACAGUUCCUGAGAUUGAAAAGGUUGUGGAGGAGCUAAGGAAGCUGAUGGAGUUUUAUUCAAAGGAAACUGGAGAGACCAACAACUUCUUGGCUCUGGCUCUUUCAUCUAGAAAAAACCUCUGCAUCCAUCCAGAGGUGAGCUCUCUGCGCUUUGGUAAAGAGGUUGAUGGUAAAUGCCACAGUCUGACGGCAUCAUACAUACGUGCACAACGCCACAGCAACCCCAGCCAGCCCGUGUGUCGCUUCUAUGAGGAGUUUGAUGCAGUCGGUCGUCAGGUGCCUCUACCCGCUGGCAUCUACAACCUCGAUGAUCUGAAAGACUUUGGCAGGAGGAAAGGCUGGUGUCCGUAUUACCUGGCUCGCUACUCAAUCCUACAUGCCAACAUCGUGGUGUACAGCUACCACUACCUGCUGGACCCAAAGAUAGCGGACCUGGUGUCCAAGGAGCUAGCUAAGAAAUCUGUAGUAGUGUUUGAUGAGGCUCAUAAUAUAGACAACGUGUGCAUUGACUCCAUGAGCGUGAACAUCACCAGACGAACGCUGGACCGCUGCCAUAACAACGUGGACACACUACAGAACACCAUACACAAUAUAAAGGAGACAGACGCUGCUAAGCUGAGAGAGGAGUACAGGAGGCUGGUGGAGGGGCUGAAGGAAGCUAACGUAGCCAGAGAAACAGACGUCUACCUUUCAAACCCAGUGUUACCGGAUGAAAUUCUUCAAGAGGCUGUCCCUGGUACUAUACGUACAGCAGAGCAUUUUGUAGGUUUCUUGAGGCGCUUCCUGGAGUACCUCAAGUCCCGUCUGAGGGUCCAGCAUGUCGUGCAGGAAAGUGCUCCACAAUUCCUCAAAGACAUCUUUGACAAAGUCUGCAUCGACCGUAAACCUCUCAGGUUUUGUGCUGAGCGACUGCAGUCGUUACUUCGAACUCUGGAGAUUGCAGACAUUGCAGACUUCUCAGCUGUUACGCUGAUCUCAAACUUUGCUACUUUGGUCAGCACCUAUAGCCAAGGUUUUACCAUAAUCAUUGAGCCUUUUGAAGACAGGACACCGACUAUCGCCAACCCUGUGCUGCACUUUAGCUGCAUGGACCCGUCUAUAGCCAUUAAACCUGUUUUCCAAAGAUUCCAGUCAGUCGUCAUCACCUCAGGGACGUUGUCUCCAUUGGACAUUUAUCCCAGAAUCCUCGACUUCCGCCCCGUUACCAUGGCGUCCUUCACCAUGACGCUGGCACGGACCUGCCUUUGUCCUCUGAUUGUUGGCAGAGGAAACGAUCAGGUGGCACUGAGCUCAAAGUUUGAGACCAGAGAAGACUUUGCUGUGAUUCGUAACUAUGGCAACCUUCUCCUGGAGAUGUCUGCCAUUGUCCCUGAUGGCAUUGUGGCUUUUUUCACCAGCUAUGUCUACAUGGAGAACAUAGUGGCAUCCUGGUAUGAACAGGGCAUCUUGGAGAACAUCCAGAGAAACAAGCUGAUCUUCAUUGAGACUCAGGAUGCUGCAGAGACAAGCAUGGCUCUGGAGAAAUACCAGGAGGCGUGUGAGAACGGUAGAGGAGCCAUCCUCCUUUCUGUGGCCAGAGGAAAAGUGUCUGAAGGGAUAGAUUUUGUUCACCACUUUGGCCGAGCCGUCGUCAUGUUCGGCGUUCCUUAUGUUUACACCCAGAGCCGCAUCCUGAAGGCUCGUCUGGAGUACCUGCGAGAUCAGUUCCAGAUCAGAGAGAAUGACUUCCUGACGUUUGAUGCCAUGCGUCAUGCGGCCCAGUGUGUGGGCAGAGCCAUCAGAGGCAAGACUGACUACGGACUCAUGAUCUUCGCUGACAAGCGUUACGCCCGAGCAGAUAAACGUGGGAAGCUUCCUCGUUGGAUUCAGGAGCACAUCAGUGACGGCAGUCUGAACCUCACGGUGGACGAGGCCAUCCAGCUCUCCAAGCAUUUCCUGCGACAGAUGGCUCAGCCUUUCAGACAGGAGGACCAGUUGGGCCUGUCUCUGUUGACACUUGAGCAGCUGGAAUCAGAGGAGGUGCUGCAGAAAAUAACUCAGAUUGCUCAUCAGACUUGAAGGUGACGCAUAUGACUUAAUGUCAUCACCACAGCAACAAUAAGCAAUAUUCUGUACAAGUAUAAUUCAUUUCCAUUAGUGGACAGAUAAAUCUGACAAAGCUGUAAAAUGAACAGUUUUCAUGCUUUUUCUGAACUACUGAGAGGUAACUCAUCACUAUUCAGGUCAACUGAUCUGUAAAAACUUGUUUCUAUGUUGUUCUGUGUCACAGAUGUGUUAAGUUAUUAAUUCUGUGUGCGGAACCUACCGAACGUACCGUCUGUUAUACAGACGAUUUCUUUUCUUUGAUACAACUGUACAUAUUCACGUUUUACAUUGAACAUGAGCAUCUGUAAACUUUUCAGGAUGUUUGAUUAUAAACGUUUGUAUUUAACAGCUGACUUUCUUCUGUUUUUUCUUACGGGAGUUUUAAUUAAAAUGUUUAAAUAGAUGAGAAAAUAUGUCCAUGCAAUAAAAAUACCAAAACUGUA
This is a messenger RNA of Betta splendens (Siamese fighting fish), 2907 nucleotides long. RefSeq names its product excision repair cross-complementation group 2 (gene ercc2). The record is from RefSeq and is a predicted model, not a curated record. NCBI's taxonomy places the organism in Eukaryota, Metazoa, Chordata, Actinopteri, Anabantiformes, Osphronemidae. Gene Ontology annotation, biological process: nucleotide-excision repair; positive regulation of mitotic recombination; transcription by RNA polymerase II. Gene Ontology annotation, cellular component: nucleus. Gene Ontology annotation, molecular function: hydrolase activity, acting on acid anhydrides, in phosphorus-containing anhydrides; damaged DNA binding; ATP binding. Bases 155 to 2437 code for a protein of 760 amino acids. The transcript has 23 exons.